Messenger RNA from Xenopus tropicalis (tropical clawed frog), 1685 nucleotides. It is a transcript of the gene psma4, whose product is annotated as proteasome subunit alpha 4. Gene Ontology annotation, biological process: ubiquitin-dependent protein catabolic process; protein catabolic process. The record is from RefSeq and is marked validated. Lineage: Eukaryota; Metazoa; Chordata; Amphibia; Anura; Pipidae. Gene Ontology annotation, cellular component: proteasome core complex; cytoplasm; nucleus.
GGCCAUGAUUGGGGAGCUUUGCGUGCUGUGACUGCGCUAUUUUGCCGGCUCGGUGAACCCUAUUCCUCCGUUUUUUGUCUUUAAAACUGACAAGAUAAUCGAGUAUCAAACAAGUGAAUAUCAUACAACAUGUCUCGAAGAUAUGAUUCCAGAACUACUAUUUUCUCCCCAGAGGGUCGUUUGUACCAGGUAGAAUAUGCCAUGGAGGCUAUUGGCCAUGCCGGCACAUGUUUGGGGAUUUUGGCCAAUGAUGGUGUUUUGCUAGCUGCAGAAAGACGCAAUAUACACAAACUUCUGGAUGAAGUGUUUUUCUCUGAGAAAAUAUAUAAACUAAAUGAUGAUAUGGCAUGCAGUGUGGCAGGAAUAACGUCAGAUGCCAAUGUUCUAACAAAUGAACUGCGGUUAAUUGCUCAAAGGUAUUUACUACAGUAUCAGGAGCCAAUCCCCUGUGAACAGCUGGUCACAGCACUGUGUGAUAUUAAACAAGCUUAUACGCAAUUUGGAGGAAAACGCCCAUUUGGUGUAUCACUUCUUUACAUUGGUUGGGACAAGCACUAUGGCUUUCAGCUUUACCAGAGUGACCCAAGUGGAAAUUAUGGAGGCUGGAAAGCUACAUGUAUUGGAAAUAACAGUGCGGCAGCUGUCUCCAUGUUAAAACAAGACUACAAGGAAGGAGACAUGACUUUGAAAUCCGCUCUUGCUUUAGCUGUUAAAGUCCUCAACAAGACCAUGGAUGUUAGCAAGUUGUCUGCAGAAAAAGUUGAGAUUGCUACAUUAACACGGGAAAAUGGAAAGACCAAAAUAAGGGUUCUGAAACAGAAAGAAGUAGAAGAGCUGAUAAAGCUCCAUGAAGAGGAAGAAGCAAAGAUUGAACGGGAAAAGAAAGAAAAAGAGCAGAAAGAAAAAGAUAAAUGAGGAACCACUCUCAUAAAAUAAUAAAAGCCAGUUCAUUUUCAUGUAUAUUUUUUCCUUCUGAGAAUGUAAUUGAAUUACUCAGACUUGCUUGGUUCUUUUUGUUUAAAGCCAUGAAAUAAAUCAAACUCUUUCUUAUGCUUCCUUAUUUAAUGAAGGGCAACAACAUUUUUCCUGGUACCCGAAAGUGACGUCACGCAUGAGCUUGGGAGGAUGUCAGAGUGUUUACUGCACAUGCACUAGGGAUGCACGGAAUCCAGGAUUCAGCAAAGACUCUGUCUGGCCAAACCAAUUCAGAAUCCUAGUAAAAGUAAAAAAAAUUGUAAGCGUGUGCUUCUAUUUAACCCUUCCAUAGCCUCAUUUUCAUAUGCAAAUUAGGAAACAGAUUUGGUUCGGUUCCCUGUUGCACUGCCAGGCAUGCCAGGGCUCUCCAGUACAAAUUCAAAUGCUUUAAUGCCGGUAAUAAUGUUAGAGAGGACUGGCCACAUAUUUUUAGAAACUGGCCAGCCAUAUAGUGGCUAAAGUGGGCUGACCUAAUCUUUGGUUCUUGGCCAACCAACAUCACAAAAGCAGUAAAAUGGCAGGGUUUCUAGACUGUAUAUGAGGACCAAUGCAGUUGUAAAGAUUUUUAGGGCUCGUACGUUUGCAAGUGCACCUCUGGUCCCCACAAUUCUCCUGCAGUUAGUUGUGUGUAAAGGCUUGAUAAAAAUAUGGCCUGAAACUUUGCUGUAUGCCCCUAAAAAUAUUUGCAAUAAAAGUAUUUUAAUCAGAAA